AUAAAUAAAUGUUCAUUAUGACCAUUGCUUCUUAAAUAUUUGUGAUUGUGAUUUUAACUACUUUAUAUCUAUUUAGGUAGUCAAUUUUCUACCAUAUAUUUACGAAGGAACUGUAUAACUCAUUAUUUGAAAAACAUUAAACUCAUCAUAGUUGAUGGUCAAAAAAAUGCCAUGACUUUUUAGCCCGUUCUCGUCUACAUUAACCAGUUUAUGUUAAGUUUACUAUGAUAAUAAAAGUGAUUGAUAUGUUUCAAUAUCGAAACAGUGAUUGCAGGAAACUAAACCUGGGAUUUCUAUAUUCUAGUAUGAAAAUUAUUAAACAAUCACUUGGAAGUUUUCCUCAAUGUUCGACCUAGUCAUUAAUGACUAUUCUUAUUUGUUUCCAGAGAUAUUUCAAAAGUGUUGGACGAAGAAUAUGUUAUAGAACCACAUUAACAGUGAAUUUGUCCAAACAGAUUUCCUCUAUCGACAUACAAACACUACUGCUUUAUUAGUUUCCAUUUGUUUUUGUGGAAAUUUACUUAUCAGUCAAUUAUUUGGCACUUAAACGUCAUCUUUUACUUAUAUAAUGCCCAAAUAUGUGAGACAUUUUCAGAGGGAACUUGUUGUUUUUUGCAUUCAUUUGUAUUCGUUAGUGCUUGACUGAAAUACGGUCGUCAAACCUUGUUUAUUUAGAACAUAAACUAAAAUAUCUGAAAGUAGGUGCUUUCAUUUAUAAAUUUUUAAAUUCUAAGUACGAACAAAGACUGAGCGAUUCAGUCCUGAACUUCAAUGAAUGCCAUACUCUACUAAUAGUUUGGUGGCUCUGACUGCUUUCCUGGUUUACUUUAUUACUCUUUGGAGUUUCAAAUAAAGCAUGUCGUCUUGAGUUUUGAAUAAACAUAUCAACGCUCGGAUCUAGGCUAACCAGUCAUAAUGCAACAUUUCUUCCGAUGACAGAUCCAUAUGUCUUAUACAACUUUCACUUUUAAUGAAAUCAUUAUUUUAUUGUUAAAAUAUUAUAGUAGUUGUCUAACUGACCAGUAUUCUCGUUUACAGAGUUUACGCGAGCACACAGCGAAUGAAAUUGCAAUAGCAUAGGACUAUACUUGUUUAAUUGCCUGUUAAAUUUUAUUAUAAAUCUUGUCUGGGAAAUAAGUUCAUGUGUUACUUCUCGUUAUUUCACCUACUGCUUUGAAUGAACAUCUUAAGACUACAUUGAACCUGUUUCAUUCUUCCUGCAUGUCUAAAGCAGUUGCAUGUGCAGAUAUAAGUUACAUUAUGUUGAGCUCUUCGUGCUAACUAUAUUCUAUUGAUUCGAAUUCCACUGAAGUUACUCGAUAUGUCGUUUCAGAUGAUUGAAGAUGACUGAUAUUUGCUUAUGGUUUCCAUUGAAUUAUAUAAACUACUUGAGUGGCACAUUCUCCCUAGAAACAGUGAACUAGUGUCAUCAGUGAUCAUAUUCUGUUUGUUACUUUUUUAUUCUGAUAACAAAGAAUGACACCAAUUACUCCGUAAUGAAAUAUUAGUUGUUAUUCUUUUGUAAGGAAGACCAGUUAAUAGUUGAACAAGUAACUUCUCUAAAUUGCCCAAUCUUUGACACAAGUUAAAAUUUGCGAAACAGUAUUAAUUUUGAUUGAGAUUGCAGAUAUGUAUUGCUAAAAACGGACAUAAGUCUACAAAAUAGACUCCAAUCUUUGUAUGAACUACCUCCACUCAUAUACUGAUUUUCUGCUGAUGUUCUUAAACGUUUCAUUUGCUUAAAAUAAGUUAGCCGUAGUUCGUAUACUGUUAUUUUUUUAUUAAACGAACCAGAAGAUCCUUAACGGUCUAUACAAACAAAUUCCCUUUGCUCUUUUCACUUCUAACCUUAUAGAUGAAUUUCAUGCAGAAAUGAAACUAGGUUAACACCAUUUAUGAUAACUAUAAACAUCUCCAAUCUCUUAGAAUGUAACGUUAUAAGCACAUAAAAAUGCAAAUAUAUACAAAGUGUUUUGCCAGGCGCAUAUUAUUUCAAAUGGUAUAGAUUUACAAGAUUAUUAUAAUAUUGGCUGAAAUGCGGGUCCUGAACAGAUUUUACGUUUAAAUUUGGAAAUCAUUUAGUGAUGUGAAUGAAGUAGGGUUCUUAAAUAAACACCUUUUUUCGUAAACGGUAUUUUAAAAUUCAUCUAAGUUGUGGGAUUAGCAUUCAAAAUCUCGGAGCACUGAGUAAUCAUCUAUUUUUUUAGUUAAAAUUUCAGUGGGGUUUCAUCCUGUAAGUUGGGUAGCCUUAUAGUGAAACCUUCAUUGUUAUUCUGAACAGCAUAAUCAACACAAACUUUCCCUGAGUAUGAGACUCUGCUAAAACCAUCCUUGUCAAGCUACAAUUCUUCACCAGCUCUAUAUUUAGCAACGUUAAGUGAAUUCGAACUGGAAAUCAUGAACUUCUAAAAUGAAUCAUUCAGGCAGAGUCCAUAUUUCAUGAAUCUCUUGGUAUUUACCUUUUAUAUAGAAGAAGUUGUUACAAAUAAAAUGAAGGUAACCUAGUAUUUUGCUGUUUUUAUAUGCUUCUGAUAUCCACUAUAAUAAGUCAUUCAAAAGAUCAUAUAAGUUCUAAAACAUGAAAUAACGUGUAUCCAGUUGACGUUCUUGAAAAACUGAAAUUUACUUCCCUAUAUCAUACUCUUUUCAUGGAAUUCAUUCUGAUAUCUGUAUGUCAGUGUAUCUCCAUAGUUAUUAAACAACUGAUUUAAUCAGUUUCAUUAAUUAAACGCUCAUAUUCCGUUUUUUAUUAUCCGAUUUCCCCCCAUCUUUUGUUUUUUUUUUUUUUCCUUUUAUUUUACAGAUAUGUAUUACGAAAUAGAUUUAAAUUCAUUAACAAAUAACAAUAAAAAUUGUUCUAAUAAAAAACGAAUUCAAAAAGAAAAACGUUUAUAUUCCUUAGAUAAUUUACAAUAUAUCUAUGCACAUCUAUGUAUUAUUGAUUUUGACGGUAUAUUGAAUUCCAUGAAUAAACAAGAAAUUCUUAUGUCUCUUACAUCAACUGAAUUAUGUUUUGCUAUACGACGUGCUAUUGAUACAACAAUUAAAGAUUUAUUUGGUGAAUUUUCUGGUUUACCAAUAUUAAAUUAUGAUUUAUUAUUUUGUCGUAGAGAAACGAAUGAUAAUAAUGAUGAUGAUCCUGAUGCUAAUCGUCAUCAGUUAACUAUUUCAACAAAUGCUUCAAGCAUAUCUUGGUCUAUUCUACUCGCUGUACCGUAUACUAAUGUAGAGAAAAUAAUAGCAGCAUUAAGUUUCAUGACAAAUGAAUUAGGCGGUUUAGAAUUAAUCAAUAAAUUAUUUGAGUCAAUUCAUUUAAAUAAUGAUUCAUUAAAAUUCUAUGUAGAUGUUAUAUCUGUAUCUGAUUCAUUAUUCAAUUUACCAUGUAUUCCUAUUUAUAAAACAAAAAAUGUUUAA
Schistosoma rodhaini is the source of this 3414-nucleotide messenger RNA. NCBI's taxonomy places the organism in Eukaryota, Metazoa, Platyhelminthes, Trematoda, Strigeidida, Schistosomatidae. The record is from the annotation of a GenBank genome assembly.